AGAGCUGACGGUGAGAUGUUCCUGAAGUUACGAUAUGCUUCGUUAGUGAUAGUGAUUUGAUCAUUUUAAAGCUUUUUUCUCCACACAAACACAUAUAAUUACAUCGAUAACAUCUAGCGGAAGAACAGAUGUCAUUGUGAUCGCGAGAAGACCGUUUGAAUUCAGAUUAAAACGGAACACUUUAUUGAGGGUUGGUAAAAAUAUAUAUUUAAGCUAACGAGAGACAGCCACCAUGUCGUGGGAAGAAUUUCCUUGUUCGCUGGACUCGCCUCAAGCCGCCUUGUUCUGUGAUUGAGCUGGUAAAUAGAAAGGUAAAGGGAACUUCUUACUCAAGAGUCAAUGAGGCUUACAAGUUUCAAUACAAGUUAGUGCACACCAGAUUUAUCUAGCUUGCUAGCUCGUAAGCUAUGGCGGACAGCUUUGGAGAAGAGUACAGCGGCAGUUCCCAUGACUUAGGCGUUCCCGGACAAGGUAGCGGUGCCUUCCCACUGCCCACUUUAGCCAACUCUUUGCCGGGGGAACAUCCUGCAGCGAGCGGUGCGCACCCUAGCCCGAACUCGGCCUCUCCUUCUCCGACUACAGCGGCGCUGGGUGGCCUGACCGCUGUAGUGUCCCCUAUGUCCGCUGUUACCUCUUCUGCUACCGGGUUUGGGAACACAUUUACCUCCGGCUCUUCGAUACCUGUCGUGGCCGUGUCCCCGAUCGUACACACGUCCUCACCCCUGUCCGGUGUCGGCCUAGGGGUGGCUGGGUUGGCAGGAGGGGGCCUCCUGUCCCAAAUCCACGCCACUUCCUGGGACCCGACUCUUAGUGCAGACUGGGACAACGAGAAGGCAUCCCAGCAAUGCAUUUUGAGGAUAAAGAGGGAUAUUAUGUCCAUAUACAAGGAACCCCCCCCUGGGAUGUUUGUUGUUCCGGAUCCUCAAGACAUGACCAAGAUCCAUGCUCUGAUCACAGGACCGUUCGACACACCGUAUGAGGGCGGCUUCUUCCUUUUCUUGUUCCGCUGUCCUCCUGACUAUCCCAUCCAUCCACCUCGGGUGAAGCUCAUCACAACCGGACAAAACACAGUGCGUUUUAACCCCAACUUCUACCGCAACGGCAAGGUGUGCCUCAGCAUCCUGGGGACGUGGACUGGCCCUGCAUGGAGUCCAGCACAGAGCAUAUCAUCUGUCCUCAUCUCCAUCCAGUCCCUGAUGACGGAGAACCCCUAUCACAAUGAGCCCGGCUUCGAGCAGGAGCGCCACCCAGGGGACAGUAAGAAUUACAACGAGUGUAUCCGCCAUGAGACAAUGAGGGUGGCUGUAUGUGACAUGCUGGAAGGCAAAGUUCCCUGUCCUGACGCUCUGAGCAGUGUGAUGGAGAAAUCCUUCCUAGAAUACUACGACUUCUAUGAAGGAGUCUGCAAAGAGAGGCUGCAUCUGCAGGGUCAGAACAUGCAGGACCCAUUUGGUGAGAAGCGUGGCUGUUUCGAUUACCACAGCCUGCUGGCUCGCCUCGGCGCCACUCACAGACGAAUACGAGAAAAAAACCUGGCAGACGAUAACCGGAACGACAACAACUCGGACUCAGACACCAGUUCUUCCGAAACGGACCUGGACAGCCAGGGCAGCUCCCAGCCCUGAGUCUCCGGCUGGUUUUGAACUGAUCAGAACUUUAGUUCUUGUUUUGCCUCUUUUUCUUUUUAACUUGUUGAUUUGUGUGGAGGAACAUGACGUAUUAUGAUGGGAUGUCAUUGUCUAUGGCUUCACCAGCCAAGAUGAAUCCAGGGCUUAUAGCUAAAUGAUUCUGCCACUGUGGGCUGAGGGAACGGUUCCAUGGUCCUGUUGUUCUCCCACUGCUUCCUGCUAGUUUAAUGGGGACUGGUCUUACCAGGUUUGUUUGUUCAACCUUUGCAGCUAAUUGGUUAACUUUACUUUGUUUUACUUGGAUAAAAAAAAACAAACAAUAAAACUGUAAAACCCAACUUCAAAUUAUUUCUCCAAGCAAGAAGAGAGUCAUGGUGAUUAGAAAGUCCAUUAUUGCUUGAAUAAGCUGGAGCAGAAGUUAGGCACUCCUUCGUUGGAGCCUUGGUUUGUUGUUUUUUUGUGAAGAAAGAUCUUGUUAACAGAGGAAGACAGAGAGUAACCCUGUUGGCUAAUUAAGUGAUGUGCCUUGUCUCCUCUGGGUGAAUCGAAGUCAGUCUGGACAACAAGGUUGCAGAAAAAACAUCUGUAUUUGUUCCAACAAGUGUUCUAGUGUAUUAUAAAAAUGCUCAGAUUCCUUUAAGAUUUUUGGGAUUGACUAGUUGUCAAUAAGCCAGAAAUGAAUUUACUAUCAGAUAUAUAAUGAAACUGUUUGAAUCUUAAUUGGACUCAUUUUCCAUCAGAUAUAUUUUGUAUGGCUUUUUUCCUCAGUGCUGUACAAAAACAACUGGUGAGUACAGUGUGCAGAAUUAAUUGUUCUUGUCUAUUUUUUUUGUUUCUUUUGCUACUGAAAUACGAACCAACAGUUCAGUUGUUCAGCUACAUCCAUCAGACAAGAAGAUCCAAAAUCCAAAAGGAACACUCCAAGUAACACUUCAGUUCUGUUUAAGGCAGUGUAACACAAUAAUAGUGAUUUUCGUUUAAUCUCUUAACAUACUUAAAAGUGUCAAAUCAAUAAUUAAAAAGAUAAAUCCUCACCAGUGAUGGUCAUUAUUUAAAAAUAACAGCAUUUGCAUUUCAGUAUCAUCAUGUAUCAGACUGUCUGCUCUCAGUUGAUAUUUGUUGAAAAUGCACCUUCAUCAUUGGGCUUGAAAGGAAACGUGUUCACUGCCCUUUUCCACUUCAGCAAAAUGUUUUGGCCAAUAAACGAUUGUUUUCCCAAAA
Molecule: messenger RNA, 2849 nt
Organism: Xiphophorus hellerii (green swordtail)
Lineage: Eukaryota; Metazoa; Chordata; Actinopteri; Cyprinodontiformes; Poeciliidae
Gene: ube2z
Product: ubiquitin-conjugating enzyme E2Z
Exons: 7
Coding region: 408-1625 (405 amino acids)
Biological process (GO): negative regulation of apoptotic process
Cellular component (GO): nucleus
Molecular function (GO): cysteine-type endopeptidase inhibitor activity
Source: RefSeq, a predicted model, not a curated record